Molecule: messenger RNA, 1518 nt
Organism: Ostreococcus lucimarinus CCE9901
Lineage: Eukaryota; Viridiplantae; Chlorophyta; Mamiellophyceae; Mamiellales; Bathycoccaceae
Exons: 1
Coding region: 29-1513 (494 amino acids)
Biological process (GO): phenylalanyl-tRNA aminoacylation
Cellular component (GO): phenylalanine-tRNA ligase complex; cytosol; cytoplasm
Molecular function (GO): phenylalanine-tRNA ligase activity; tRNA binding; ATP binding
Source: RefSeq, a predicted model, not a curated record
CGCUCGAGCCGCGCGCGAGCCGCGGACGAUGUCCGACGCCGACGCGAUCGAGCGCGAUGUCCUCGCCGCGAUCGCCCGCGACGGCAUCGCGGACACCGCGUCCGCGAGCGCGCGCCACGGCGUCGAUCAUCAGGCGGUCGUCGGCGUCGUCAAGCGGCUGACGGCGGCGAACAUGGUCGUCGCGCGCGCGAUCGAGCGCUCCAGGACGACGCUGACGGCGGAGGGCGAGCGGUGCGUCGAUGAGGGAUCGCCCGAGGCGCGCGCGUUCGCGUGCGUGCCGGAGGAGGGGAUCGAGCUGGACGCGUUCAGGACGCGCGCGGGACCGGGGGCGGCGGACGUCGGGUUCAAGCAGGCGAUGCAAAGGAAUUGGUUGGCGAUGGUGAAGGGAGCGACGCCGAGGGUGGAGCGACGGGUGGAGACGAUCGAGGAUGACGUGCGGGAGGCGCUGCGAGCGCUGAGGGGUGGAGAAACCGUGGAUGCGAAGACGCUGGAGACGCUGACGAAGAAGCGAAAAUUGGCCAAGGAGGAGCGGUGGAAAGAGUACGAAUUGACGAAGGGGGCGGAGUUCGCGCUCGAGCGCAAGGUGCUGCCGGCGGAUUUGACGAAGGAGAUGAUGAAUGAAGGGUCGUGGAGGGGACAGGCGUUUAAGGCGUAUAAUUUGGUGCCGGGGGCGGGGGCGCAGCCGGCGAGCGGGCACGUGCACCCGUUGCUCAAGGUUCGACAGGCGUUUCGGGAGAUUUUCUUCUCGUUGGGGUUCUCGGAGAUGCCGACGAAUAACUUCGUGGAGAGUGGAUUUUGGAAUUUUGACACGCUGAUUCAACCGCAACAGCACCCGGCGCGAGACGCGCACGACACGUUUUUUAUGAAGACGCCGGCGACGAUGAACUUUGCGCCGGAGGAUUACGUGGAACGCGUGCGUAAGAUGCACGAGACCGGGGGGAACGGUUCGAUCGGUCAUCAGUACGCGUGGAAGCGCGCAGAGGCGGAUAAGAAUAUUCUUCGCACGCACACCACCGCGGUGAGCGCGCGCAUGCUGUACGACAUCGCGCAAACCGGUUUCAAGCCGGCGCGAAUGUUCUCCAUCGAUCGCGUGUUUCGCAACGAAGCCGUCGAUCGCACGCACCUCGCCGAGUUCCACCAAGUCGAGGGUGUUAUUUGCGACAAAGAUCUCACGCUCGGCGAUCUCAUCGGCGUGUUGUAUCAAUUCUUUGAGCGUCUCGGGAUGACGCAGCUUCGAUUCAAGCCCGCGUUCAACCCGUACACCGAGCCUUCAAUGGAAAUUUUCGCCUUCCACCCGAUGCUCGACAAGUGGGUCGAGGUCGGUAACUCCGGGAUGUUUCGUCCGGAGAUGCUCGAGCCGAUGGGUCUGCCCGAGGACGUCAACGUCAUCGCCUGGGGUCUCUCGCUCGAGCGACCGACGAUGAUCAUGUACGGCAUCGACAACAUUCGCGACUUGUUCGGCUCGAAGAUGCAAAUCACGUCGGUGAAGAACAACCCGAUUUGCACGAUUUAAUUAAC